Molecule: messenger RNA, 465 nt
Organism: Cladophialophora psammophila CBS 110553
Lineage: Eukaryota; Fungi; Ascomycota; Eurotiomycetes; Chaetothyriales; Herpotrichiellaceae
Product: peptidylprolyl isomerase
Exons: 2
Coding region: 1-465 (154 amino acids)
Molecular function (GO): RNA binding
Source: RefSeq, a predicted model, not a curated record
AUGGCGGAGGGAUCAACGCGCCCGAACAGUACAAUCUACGUUGGUGGACUUGACACGACCCUUGUGACCGCUGCAACUCUCUCCGAGGCUUUCGUGCCGUUUGGUGAAAUAGUGGACAUCACUCUACCCAAGCCUGAGGCGCCGUCGUCGACAGAUCUGCAUCGUGGUUUUGGAUAUGUCGAGUUCGAAGAUGCUUCUGAUGCAAAGGAUGCCAUCGACAAUAUGGAUCAGAGCGAACUCUACGGACGGGUGAUUAAAGUGGCCAUGGCAAAACCCGACAGAAAGGAGACUGGUGAAGUUGGGCUGGGAAGCACAACUGCUAUUUGGGAACAAGAGGACUAUCUCGCGAAAUAUGGCACGGCGAACGAGGAUAGAGCUGCUGUCGAAAGUGCGAAGAAUGUGAGGCCGCCGGAUCCCAUGGACGGAUUGGAGGGUCUCGACGUUGCUGGGCCCAAGCCCGAGUGA